AUGGGAACUGCUCUUGACACAGACAACAUGGACUUGGAUGAGAUUAGAGCAACGACAUUCAAGCUCAAGAACGAAAUGGGGUUGAUGGCUAAGAACUUCAGCAGAGCUCUUGAAAAGAGUAGAAAGAGGAAACAAGAACCAUUCUCAAAGCAAUCAAGUGGGGAGAGAGACAACGACAGAACCGGAAAAAGAGUGAUCAACAAUGUCAUGAAUGUCAAGGUUACGGUCAUUUCAAAUCUGAGUGUCCCACUGCCAAGAGAAAGGAGAUCAAAUGCUUUGAAUGCAAAGGUUUUGGUCACACUAAAGCUGAGUGCAGCGGUUCUGAUAGGAAAUGAAUGA
This is a messenger RNA of Microthlaspi erraticum, 339 nucleotides long. The record is from the annotation of a GenBank genome assembly. Lineage: Eukaryota; Viridiplantae; Streptophyta; Magnoliopsida; Brassicales; Brassicaceae.